Molecule: messenger RNA, 1866 nt
Organism: Corvus hawaiiensis (hawaiian crow)
Lineage: Eukaryota; Metazoa; Chordata; Aves; Passeriformes; Corvidae
Product: cytochrome P450 2K1-like
Exons: 9
Coding region: 190-1746 (518 amino acids)
Biological process (GO): xenobiotic metabolic process
Cellular component (GO): intracellular membrane-bounded organelle; cytoplasm
Molecular function (GO): oxidoreductase activity, acting on paired donors, with incorporation or reduction of molecular oxygen, reduced flavin or flavoprotein as one donor, and incorporation of one atom of oxygen; iron ion binding; heme binding
Source: RefSeq, a predicted model, not a curated record
UGAGGAUUCAUUAGGAAGGACAGGGGAAGAGAACAAGUCACCAACUGCAAGUAAAACAUACCCUUCACUAGAAAAGAGGUUUAUGGACUAACACAAGGGUGUCUCGAGCGAAAUUCUUGCAGGAGGACAGAGACCCAGAGUCCACAUUUUCUCUUCUCUCUUCUGUGGCAAAUACUUGGCUGAAUAGAGAUGGACUGGAAGAGCAGCAAUUCCAUUGGUUUUGUGUUCAUCCUGGCUCUUCUAUCCAUUUUUAAAACAGCAGGUUUGUGGAACAGCAGCACUUCCACCGUUUUAGUGCUGAUCCUGGCUUUUCUAUCCAUUUUGAAAACAGCAGGUUUCUGGAACAACCAAGGACAGAAUUUUCCUCCAGGACCAAGACCAUUACCUAUAAUUGGAAAUAUUAUUUUGUUUGAUUUGAAGAGACCCUACAGGACUUAUCUACAGCUGUCCAAAAAAUACGGUCCAGUCUUCAGUGUUCAGAUGGGACACAGGAAAAUUGUAGUGAUUUCUGGGUAUGAGACAGUGAAGGAAGCUCUUGUAAACCAGGCAGAUGCAUUUGCAGAGAGACCUAAAGUCCCAAUCUUUGAAGAUUUGACCAAGGGAAACGGGGUUAUUUUUGCUCAUGGUGAAAACUGGAAGGUGAUGAGAAGAUUUACCCUCACAACCUUACGAGACUUUGGGAUGGGCAAAAAGGUCAUUGAGGAUCGAAUCGUAGAGGAGUAUGGGCACCUGGCAGACACCAUCGCCUCACAGGAAGGAAAGCCCUUCGAUGCCAGCAAAAUAAUUAAUGCAGCAGUUGCUAAUAUAAUUGUGGCAAUGUUGCUUGGAAAACGAUUUGACUAUAAAGACUGCAGAUUUGUGAGACUUCUACAUCUGACCAAUGAAAGCAUGAGGCUUGCUGGGAAACCUUUGGUUACGAUGUACAAUAUCUUCCCAUACCUUGGAUUCUUCCUAAGGGCUAACAAGCCUCUCCUCCGAAACAGAGAUGAAUUCCAGGCUUAUGUACGAGUUACUUUUGUAGAACAUCUCAAAAACCUGGACAAAAAUGACCAAAGAAGUUUAAUUGAUGCUUUCCUGGUUAAACAGCAGGAGAAAUCCACUAUCAGUGGGUAUUUCCAUAAUGACAACUUGCUAAGCUUGGUGAGCAAUUUGUUUACUGCUGGUCUUGAGACAAUUUCCACCACACUAAACUGGGGCUUGCUGCUGAUGCUGAAGUACCCUGAAAUCCAGAAAAAGGUUCAAGAAGAGAUAGAGCAAGUGAUAGGGUCCAACCCCCCACGGAACGAGCACCGAGCUCAGAUGCCAUACACAGAUGCUGUCAUCCAUGAAAUUCAGAGGUUUGCCAAUAUCCUGCCCCUGGAUUUGCCUCAUGAGACUGCUGCAGAUGUCACCCUCAAAGGCUAUUUCAUUCCCAAGGGAACCUACAUCAUCCCUUUACUGACUUCUGUCCUGAAAGACCAGUCGCAGUGGGAGAAACCAGACAUGUUCUACCCUGAGCACUUCCUUGAUGCCAGUGGGAAAUUUGUGAAGAAAGAUGCUUUCAUGCCUUUUUCAGCAGGGCGGAGGAUCUGUGCUGGAGAGACUCUUGCCAAAAUGGAGCUCUUCCUCUUCUUCACCAGUCUCCUGCAGAGGUUCAACUUCCACCCUCCACCUGGAGUUUCCAACUCAGACCUGGACCUCAGCCCUGCCAUUUCAUUUAAUAUCAUCCCCAAACCCUAUGAAAUAUGUGCCACAGCACGUUCCUAGAGCUCCAAUCAGCAUCCACUGUGUUUGAAAAAUCUUUAAUUUACUUUUCGAUUAGAUCUGUCUUCUUAAUUCUUUCACCAAAAUAAUCCGUAUUUCAAUGAAGGUUUUCAGUACUUCAAA